CCCACCCCCCGCCCCCGCCUUUCCUUGGGCUGUGUCAAGUGGCGGCCACCAACGUGGAGGGCGGAAGCCGCGGCUGCUUCUCCUGCCGCGUGAGGGGAGACUGCGACCAGGCCCGGCGGCGGUUUGCGGCGAGGGAAGGGAGAGAGGAAGGCCGGGCGCGGCGAGCCUGAGGCGGAGAGUCCCGAGGCCCCGGAGGGAAGAGGCCGGCCAGCCAGCCAGAACCGGUUUGAACCGGAGGAGGAGCCGCUGCCGCCAUGGCUGAGACGGAGGAGAGGAGCUUGGACGACUUCUUCGCUAAGCGGGACAAGAAGAAGCGGAAAGAGAAGAGCGGGCGCGGUGGAGGCGCCAACGCUGCUGCUGGUGCUGCUACUUCGGGGGGCUCCGUCGCCUCGUCAGGCGCUUCCCACGCGGCCGGAGGAAGCCGGCAGGGCGAAGGCGGAGCCGGCGGGGCGCCUAACACAAACGCCGCCUCGACCGGAGGGUCCUCCGGGGCCGCCUCGGCCUCCUCCAGGGCCGCGCACAAGGAGGAGGAUGACUGGAAGGAAUUUGAGCAAGAAGAAACAAUUGAUUACAGUGGCCUCAGAGUUCAGUCCAUGCAAAUUAGUGAAAAGGAUGACGAAGAAGGUGAAAAAAGAGACGAACCACGAGAUAAUAGUGAAGAACCAGGUGGGGGUGCAGACAAGUCAUCAGGUCCUUGGAAUAGAUCUGCUCCUACACAAAUACCUAUUGCUGAACCUGUUGAAAGCCCAGAGCCCGUGCAGUCUGGUGGGGUAUACAGGCCACCUGGUGCAAGAGAAACCAGGACACGGAAAGUGCCACAAGGACCCCCUGAAAUAUAUAGUGACACACAGUUUCCAUCAUUGCAAUCCACUGCCAAGCAUGUAGAUACUAGAAAGGAUAAAGAAAUGGAGAAGAGCUUUGAAGUAGUAAAACACAAAAAUAGAGGUAGGGAUGAGGUUUCAAAAACCCAGGCAACUAAACUCCAGCUAGACAACCAAUAUGCUGUGCUUGGGAAUCAUUAAAGCUGCACACACAUUACAAUUAAGGAAUGGUUAUUUCAUACUGUUCCAGUCUUAAGGUAAUUAACCUGCAUCUGUUAUGAACAUGCCGUCUUAUUUCUGCUGGAUCUACUGCAACGAGUGCAGACUACUUUGACGUAAGUGAUUGGCGCUUAAUUUGGUACUCCUGACUUUCACCUUUGGAUAUGAGGGAAUUAAAUGUAAGUGGUCAAACAAAGAGUCCCCAGUGUUUUGAUUGCUGUACAGCCAGUGGUUAUUUCAAAUUUCUUUAUGUUCAGAUAUUGAGCCUUCGUAAGGGUUGACUACCUCAGACUUGCUGCACUCAUUGUGGACACCAUGUGGAUCACAACUUCUGGAAAAGGUUACAACUCUUUAAGUGGCCACCUGAAAUGUGAAACCAGCUCUACUGGAUUCCUCUCAGACAUCUGCAGAAGUCGGCCAUCUGGGUUCAGAUUUAUGAUAAACGACAAAUUUAAGUGACCUUAAAUGAGCAAUUUGUCUUGUGCCCCCAUUUAUUGCAUCCUUUCAUAUGUAGCUAUAAGUUACUAGGAACCUCUAGUGUAUGCCACUUUCAAAAAAAUAUGCAGUGUAGUGUUGCUGUAGUUGACUAGGUUCAGUUUAGGUUCUCAUAAAAUACAUACACAUCCAGAUAGAAAAUAUAGGGAUGCUUGUCUGUGUAUAUCAACCGGUUUCACUUAUGUUUCAUUUUUAAAAAAUGCCUCUCCUAGCUUGAGAAAGUGCAGUAUAGUUAAGUAGCAGCGUGGACUAUGCAGGCUAUGUAUACUUUUCUUUUUCUUUACUGGGUUUCAAGUGACUGCGAUAUGUGUAGGUUUGCAUUCAGUGGCAAAUAAAUGUUUGUGCUCCACUGAAAUCUGGAGUGUAUUCUUAAAAAAAAAUCCAUGCAGUAUACUUAGCCUUAAUACUGUUUUAUGGCAAGUAUCAGCUGUUGGUCGCACACACUAUUGUAUUUGCGAGAUGGAUGUAAUGACUUGUCUAGUGAAAAAUAUGUUGUGGUUUCUCACUAGUUGAAUUUUGGAAGUUCUGAGAAUAAGGUGUUGUGCUUGAUGGCAUUUUUCUUCUGCCUCCCCAAGAUUGAGGGACAACUUCAGAUAUGUCCGUCUUUCACCAGCUACAUGAUCCUUUGUUUGCUAAGAUUUGUCCUAUAUUGUACUGUGUGAUAUUGACAAUGGAUAAUAUUAAAUCCAACUCCCCAAGUGGCUCUUGGCGUGUAGAAAGUAUCUGUAUUUGUUUUAUUCAGCUCACCUGAAUUGUCCUUUAGCUGGUAAUGUUAGGUAUCUGAGAGUGUCCAGCCACUUUCUGGAGUCUUGAGCAGGAAUUCAGACAUCAUUAAAGUUGCUUUGUUGAGUACUUAAAGAUGCACAAUUGAUGACUGGCUGUGAUAAGAAAUCAUUGACUUAAUGAAGAGCAAACCUCCCUUCAUCUCAAUAUGACAUUGGGUUUAUCCAUAAAGUUCCUUUGAGAGAAAAAAGUUUCUAAAUAGUUGCCUUUGUAUAGAGAUGCAAAGCCAGGUCACUGGAUGCCCAGAAGUAAACUUACAGGUAACACCAUUCUGUUGUGUAUAUUUCCUGAAACUCUAUUGCCAACAAAAUAUUUACAGGGUAUUGAAGCUAAAGAACAAUGAUUAUGUGGAACUGCAUAUCACUUGAAGACAUUACAGAAACUGGCAGUUUUUAACCCCUGAUAUGGCAAAUUUAUUAAGGAUGUUGCACAGGAAUCAAGUUUUUAUAUACUGAGUGAUAGGUAAAGAACUUGUAUCAUCUCUUAGGGAUAGUUGGCAGAGCAAGUUAAAAUUGUAACAUUAAUAAAUGCAAUUUCAAAAGUACCUGGCUCCUGGAGUUUAAUGUAAGAUGUGAUGCCGUGCAUCAUUUAAACUAAGCAUGGCAAAGGUGAUGCGAUCAUGAUAUGCAAUCAUGAUGAAUGUGGCAAUUUGGUCUUGUGUCCAUUACAAGGACCUAAGUCCUGUUGGCUUCUUUCUGAGUAGACGUGCAUAGAAUUUGGCUGUUCAUUUUUCUAAGGAUUGAUUGUCCUUGGUUUGGUUAGUGUAAUAUGUCUGGUCACUGUCUACCUCACCCUGCAUAUGCCAUUGUUAGCAAAGCCACAGACUAACAUAAAGUGACAAGUGAACCGAUUUCUUGCUUUUUGUGUGGCAGUGACAGUUCUAAGAUAGCCAGUUAUUCAUACUAGAGCAGUUCUUACAUGCUGAUCCAGUUUUGAUACUCUUUAGAAGCCCUAGAUUUAUCAGAGACAUUUUCACUUUGGGGGAAAAACACUUUUAUGGAAAUACUAAGCCACUGAAUUGUUUGUUUGUCACUGAAGUUUUCAUAGACACAAUUAUACCACCUCUAAAAUCCAUGAUAUGUUCUUUUUAUACUGCUGUAAUGUCUGUUAAGGCCCAAGUAUAAUCCUUAGUUUGAACUUCCAUACAUAUAUGUGGUAUAUGACCUUUAGCAUUGUCUGAGGUGUCUGAAUCUAAAAAUAUGCCUAACUACUUUGCCAAUAUGAUAGCAUACUUGCCAUAGUAAACUGCUUUACAGCUUGUGAUCCAAGUGUUUGUAGUAAGACAAGGGAGCAUAACUUCCUCCAGAGAGCAAAUCAGUGAUGCAAAUAAAUUUUGGAACUGUUAAUUUCAUUACUGAUAAAAAUUUCUAGUGACAGAAGGCAUCUACUUUGUUUUAGUAGUUGCUCAUUGAAUUUCAGAACGAAAAGAUAUCUGCCUCUGAAAUCAAAAUUGUCUUUCUGGAAUCUGUUCAGGAUUUGCCUUCAGAUUACUUACCUGUUCUGUGAAUGGCUGUGGAGGCUGAAAUGUAUUCGGCAGUAGCACACAUGUCUCUUAACUUGUCAUACAACUCUUUAGCUGUAUCACUAAACUGAGGCUGUUAAAAAGUCCAGGCUACAUUAUCCUAUUCAAAGCAGUAGCAAUAGUUAAACCAUGGACCUCAGUGAGCAAUUGAAAGCCAGCUUCAGACAAAGGGAUGUGAGAUAAGAUGAGCCUGGCCUAAAUAUUUCAUAGUGUCAAUAUCGUAACAAGUAAUCCAUGUUGAAGUAGAUAGCUUGUUUGUUGAAUAGCCUUUUUAUUCCAAACAUAGAUGGGCUAUUUUAAUGCACCUCUGAUACUAUCAAUGAAGACAGCCUGUGGAGUGGAUGUUCGUUCUUGGCAAGCAUUAGAAGUGCUUAAGAACCUUUACAUACUUUCACAGGUUUUUGUGCGAAUGCAACAAUGAUGUGACGGCAGUCUGCAAGUCCUUUACAGGUGUGGUUGCAGUGGCAGUGCCUAUAUGCAGCAGGGAAUCAAUCAGUUCUCACCACACUGCUGACGGACUUGCUCCAUAGCUGCAUUUUGGGGAUGACAUUUGGUUAGGGGUCUAGAUGUAUACAGCCCAGCCUGCACCGGCCCACUCAGCACAUUAUUACUUCUCGGGCUUAGAGGCAUUGGUCUUUACAUGCAGAAAUGCCUAUUCAGAUUUAACUGCAUGUUAGGUUGGCUGCAGUUGGGCAGCUUCAGUCCUGAGUCUAUAACCGCCACACAGGCUCAAUAGUCAAAACUGUGUCUGCAUAGACAAUGUCAUUUGUAUUCCUUUUAUAUAUACUUCAGUGGGGCCUGUAUACAGAAAUGUUUGGUGCAGUGGCCUUAGAUUGCUGUUAUGAUCCCUGAUAUCCAUAUUAUAGUUGUAAGUUUGGAGUGAAGAAAGAUGGAAAGUUAUUUAGAAGAGGGAAAGUAAUUUUGCAUUUUUGUUGAUAUAUAGUGCCUAAGCCUAGCUUACUAAAGAGAUGGCAGAUUUGACGGCUCUCAGAAACUCCUCUAUUUUGACAAGGCAGGAUGAAUUCAAGUGCAAAAGCAUACACCAUCUAAAUAAGGCUUAUUGUUUUGUAUACAGUUCAUUUACUAAAUAAGUCAGCACAACUAAAGUUACUAGCGAAAAUUAAAUGAAACAUCUAAAAGGGGAAAAUUAGGAAGUUCAAAUUUGAUGAAAAAUUACAUCCAGAAAGAAAUGUGGCAAUGUAUGGACUUACUCCCCUCCAUAAGCUGAUGGCAUUAAAAUGUAAUAAUGCAACUGUAGCUGCAUUGCAAUUAACAUAUUGUCUGAAGCAAGAUAAGAGAUGAGGGGAAGUACAGAAAAUAAUUGUUCACUUAUAGGGUGAAGAUACAUGUUCGGUGUGACAAAUAGAAAGAAGGUUCCUUUGCCCAGUUGUUUACAUUUAGCUCAAUUAAGAAGCUGUUAUACACACUUAAAAGAAUGAAGUGGUGGGAGUUUUGGACUAGACUCCUUUCAAGCAGCUGGUAUAGUUGGAUCUUAUCCGAAAUGCUCCUCAACAGAUCUCCUGCAUGUAGAGAACUCAGUAAUGGAGAAGGAAGCACCAAGCUUGAUCCUGAUGCACUUGUUAAAUGAGUGGUCUUUUAUAGGAUUAUACUCCCAAAGGCAAAGUUUUGUCCUUUUUUGUCUAGCACAUCAUUCUGUCAGAUAUGCAGAAUAGCUCUAAAUUGGGGGCGAGGGGGAAUCCUUCAGGAUAAUAUCAAAGCAAAUAUUAAUCUAUAUCACCUUUACAUGGGGAUGUUUCUCAAAUACAGAAUCAAGUUAACUGAUUAAAUCUGUGAAGUACUUUUAACAACUACAAAAUGCUUUUUGUUCCAUCAAAAAAUAAACACAGCAAACUUUGCUGGUAUAAUUACUCAGCUAUUGGAAUCUUACAAUUUUUAAAACUAGUACAAGAGCAGGUUCAUCUUUAUAGAAGAAAUUGGAAACAACUGGAAGGAUGAAAGCAUAGUCUGCUCCAAAUGAUGUUUUGGGAAAGAAUUGAAAGUCUUGCUGUGCCUCAGUAUUCUAGGUUUGAAAAAAGACUUCCCUACCUCACAGGGGUGUUGUGAGGCUGACUUUAUUGUUUGUAAAAUGCUUUUGAGUUUUUGUUCCUGACGGAAGGUGCUAUAGAAGUACAAAACAUAAGUAACCAGCUGACAUCUGAUGUCUGGUUCUGUCACAAUAAGAAAAUGUUCAACUUAGUUUUCAUUACAGUAUUUUGCUACUACUAUAGAAAGCGUCUUUAUGAAACAUUAUUUAAAUGUAUGGAUCAUGUAACAAUGGACUUUACAAGAAGGCAUGGUUGAGUUUUCAAUCUUAAUGCAUCCCUUUCUGGUUUUAUGUGAUUAACUGUGCAGAUCUAAUCGUAUUAACAAGGUUUUGGGGUUUUGCAUGGAAAAUUAAGAUCAGCUAUCAUUUUUGUAAACUCCCUGGAUGAAAUAAAGUUAUGUUCACACUG
This is a messenger RNA of Anolis carolinensis (green anole), 6293 nucleotides long. RefSeq names its product CDV3 homolog (gene cdv3). The coding region runs from base 255 to 1022 and encodes 255 amino acids. The transcript has 5 exons. Gene Ontology annotation, cellular component: cytoplasm. Lineage: Eukaryota; Metazoa; Chordata; Lepidosauria; Squamata; Anolidae. The record is from RefSeq and is a predicted model, not a curated record.